Molecule: messenger RNA, 4080 nt
Organism: Rhineura floridana
Lineage: Eukaryota; Metazoa; Chordata; Lepidosauria; Squamata; Rhineuridae
Gene: RFX5
Product: regulatory factor X5
Exons: 11
Coding region: 403-2448 (681 amino acids)
Biological process (GO): regulation of transcription by RNA polymerase II
Molecular function (GO): RNA polymerase II cis-regulatory region sequence-specific DNA binding; DNA-binding transcription factor activity, RNA polymerase II-specific
Source: RefSeq, a predicted model, not a curated record
GGUGGUAGUUUCUUUCUCUUUUAUUUUGCGAUUGAAAGUGGUCAGAUGCGUGGCAAGGCAGAAGUGCAACAGGAUUAUUAUUAUAAUUAUAUUUUGUUAGCAGAUCAGGAAAGCCACAUCUUAGGGAAACAGGAGCACAAGAUCCAAGGACUGCAGUUGGGGAUCUACUAACUCUUUAGGGAGAGCUGGGGGUGAUUUCUGCGGCUUCCCCAUCCGAGCUGUUGGUUUGCAGAAUGCACCUGGUGCACCCUUUAAAAAAAUAAAAUUGCAGGAAGAAGAAUCUGAAGGAGAGGAGCGUGCAAGAAGGUCUCGAGGAGGAGAGGAACUGAAGGCAGCAUACAUGGUGUUAUCGACCUCUCCCCAGUUUAUCAUUACAACAACCCUGUGAGGGCACUUAAUGUCAUGGAGGACGACAAUGGACUGUAUACAAAGAUCGCAGAAAACAUGAGCGAAAGCUUGGAGGUGGAAUGUGCCACUGCGGAGCCAAGUACCCUGCUGCAGAAACUGAAAGGAGUCAUCUCGAAGUCCGUCCAGAGCAAAGUCGACUGCAUACUGCAAGAUGUCCAAAAGUUUUCGGAUCAUGCCAAACUCUAUCUCUACCUCCAGCUGCCUUUCGGCCCAAGUUCAGGAGUUAAAAAUCUGGACCUCGCUUCUCUGAGCUCGGCUGAGCAUAUGCACGCCUGCACCUGGAUCCGGAAUCACCUGGAGGAGUAUCCGGACACCUGCUUGCUGAAGCAAGACGUCUAUGAUGCUUACAAGCAUUACUGCGAUAACCUUUGCAGCCGCUCUCUGAGCAUGGCGAAUUUCGGCAAGGUCAUCCGGGAGAUCUUCCCAAACAUCAAAGCGAGAAGGCUGGGUGGGCGCGGACAGUCGAAAUAUUGCUACAGUGGGAUACGGAGAAAGACUGUGGUCAACAUGCCUCCCCUUCCAAGCUUGGAUCUCAAAGAGACGGAGAUUCCGGAGCGGGCUGAGGUGAUCCAGUCCUACAACGACGAGGUGAUGGACGCGGCGUGCGCCUUGACCUGCGACUGGGCUGAGAAGAUCCUCAAGCGGUCGUUCAACAACAUUGUGGAGGUGGCCCAGUUUCUCAUUCAGCAGCACAUCAUCAGUUCCCGCACGGCGCACGCCGACCUUCUUAUGGCCAUGGUGCUGUCAGAAACCACAGAAAGCCACCGAGAGAAACGGCCGCCGCAAAGCGCCAAGAAAAAUGAACCGGAAGGGUCAGACAGUGCAACCAAAACCCAGCCUCAGGCCAAAACGGAAAAUAGCCCCAAGCCCUCAGCUACGCCCCCACGGAGUGAGACCAAGAAGCCCACGGAGGUCCCAGCCAAGCCAGCCAGCAACCCGCAGGUCAGCGCCCUGGUGGCUCGUCUGCCACUGCUGCUGCCCCGCGUCCAGGUCCAGCCCGGAGACAGAUUGGUGGUAUCUCCAGGGGUGACGGCUGUGCACUCGUCCCCCUCUGUCUUGGCGCCCAAGCUCACGACUGCACCCAUAGGGGGAACAGUCAAAAUGGCGCUCUCCGUGGGCCCAGCACCCUCUGCUUUGUUGGCCCCAGCAAUGAACGGGCCUGCCGGCGUGGUCGGCCAACAGAGCACCGUGCCAGUCAUCAACAUGAUGCCAGUGAUCAACGUGGCAGUACCCACCGCAACCGAGAUUCAGCUGAAGCCCAAGAGUAACUCCAGCAGUGGAGGGGUAAAUGGCUGUGAGGGGAGGCAGAGCCCCCACGACCCACAGAAAAGCAAGAACCCCACCAAGCGGCCUGCAGAUACAUCUGGGGAGGCGAUGGUGAAGAGGAAGCGUGGGCGACCCCGGAAGAAACUGGAACCCCCUCUGCCUGGGAAGGACUCCACUAAAGAGGGGGCACCCAACACAGAGGAAGACUCUGACAUCAUCGUUGUGACCGUGGGCUACGGGGAUCAGGCCGCUGUCCCCUCCUCCCGCUGGGGAUCACAAGGAGAGAGUCCAGAAGUGGAGAUGGUCCAUGUCAGGGAGGCCAAGAGCCUGCCCCCCAAGGAGACCGGUGGGGAGGGCCCAUCUGUACCCAGCAGCCUCAUUGUCAGCCCUGCCACAAAAGCUGCUGUCUUGCCCUCCCAGGUGAGUGUGAUCAAGGGCCGGAAGUCCACCACUCCGACCCUCGUGAAGGAGACGGGAAGUAGCUCGUGGGAACCGGUGCGAUUGGCUGAAGGCACUCCAGUGCCCGGAAGCGGUACCAAGGCGACAGUAGUGAGGGACUCGGAGAAAUCGGAGCGAGGCAGCUCGUUGGAACCGGAGCUUCAGCCCACUGAUCUGUCUCUCCGUAAAGCCGGGCCGCCACCUUCCAAGGACCGCUUGGAUGCCUCCGGCUUGCGGUCGGCAUCCAUGCACUUGCACCAGGUCAGCGCAGACCAGGGGAGGGCAGCAGAGGCCGCCAUUUCCCCAGUGACAUCAGCACAGGCCCCCAGUCGAUAACGUCUCCCUCCACCGCGCCAGGGUAUGCCUCCCUAUGCCAAGCUUCCCUUUCCCCGCCCCCCCCAGCAAGGCGUCACAGUUCUCCUUGCUUUUUGCUAAUUUAACACAACGAAGUCGGCUUGCUAAGUGACUUUUUAUCAUGCCUGUCUCUCCGUAAUCUUGCAAGCUUAUGCGCUCCUGCUGAGUUGCCUGGUUGGUUUUUUUUCCCCCCCUUUUCAAAAUUGGCUCCUUUCCACCCUCAUGGGGGCUGGUGCACGAUGGCGAGCGGGAUGCCUGCUCCACCAACCUCAGCCAGCCUCCAUCUGCCUACCUUCUAAAUUACAACCAGCCCAGGCGGUGGCUUCCUUCCUGUUUUAGGCUCUGCCUCCACCUACUGGUGGGCUCCCUGCCUUCUGCCCUGCUGGUCCCAAUGGGCAUCAUCCUAAAUCCUGCCCCUCUGGUGGAAAGCGAAGGUGGCUACUGGCACUUUCAGAUGUUCCUGCUCCUGACUGCUAAGGAGCGGAGGAACAUGGAGGCAACGCUAUACCACAGUAAGAAAUACAGAGAACAGAAUUUCUCUAGGGGUUCCCAAGUAGAGGCCCGCGGACCACCAGCGGCCCACGAGCUUCAUUCAGGCGGUCCUUGGCAUGUCCACGUGAAACAUUCACAGUGAUUUUCAGUUGCAUUUUCAUUGCCGCUUUUAUUUCUUAAAUUGUAUUUUAUGGUAUCACAAUUAGAAUUCUGUGGAAUGCAAAUUGCAACACAAUUAAAAUGUAAGUAAAAGAAUAUAAAUAUAAAUACAAUUAAAAACUAUGUAGCAUCUAGCACAGUGCAUUACAGUUGUAACAGGCAGGAAAAUAAUUAAGCGAGCCACCAAAACCAUCAGCAAUUUUCAAAAUUUCGAAGUUUGGGAACCACUGCCCUGGAAGAUUAGCUCACUUCUAUGAUGGGUGUAGAACCCCAAUCCUGAUGAUGAUCUUGUCCCCUCAGUUUCUGUCCUUGGACUCUGUGCUUAUUAGAGCCGAUACGAACUUUAAAGGGCUAAGCUGGGCGGGGAAAGGAAUGUUUUCUCAAGUUUGGAAUUUUCCUGUGAACGUUUCCUGAUUCCUUGAAUCGUAAGAAAAUAAUGUUGCAUUUCAUGUGCAAAUCCACCCCCCCCCAUACUUUGACGUUUAGAGACAAUCAUCUUGCAGCCAACAUCCCAAAGAGUUUUGUUUUCCUUCUCAGUUUCUAGCACAGAGAUGAGGAACCCUGGGCCCUCCGGAUGUUGCUGGUCUCUAGUUCCCAGCAGCCCCCAGCAUGGCCAGCGGUCAGGGAUGAUGGGAGUUGUAGUUCAACAGUGUUUUUGGACUCCCAGCACCCCCCAGCAUGGCCAGUGGUCAGGGAUGAUGGGAGUUCGUGCUGCAGCAACAUCGAGUGCCCACGGAUGUCCACCAGUCUCUUUUCUGGAGCUUCGACUGACGUGUGUUCAGUGUAAAAACAAAAAAACUGGGCUUGCCAUCAUGCACCCUGUUUUUGUUUCCAUUUUGUGUUAGUUUCCGCUGGGAAUCUUUGCUCAUCCCAAUCCUUUCUAAAUGUUCUCCUUUAAACCUGUUCUUUUGAUUAUAAAUACUGAAAAAACAUAUGCACAUAAUUUUUUUUAAAAAAAUAAAA